Molecule: messenger RNA, 1055 nt
Organism: Brachypodium distachyon (stiff brome)
Lineage: Eukaryota; Viridiplantae; Streptophyta; Magnoliopsida; Poales; Poaceae
Product: protein PELPK1
Exons: 1
Coding region: 91-714 (207 amino acids)
Source: RefSeq, a predicted model, not a curated record
UCCCUUCAAUUCCCAGAGAUCACAGAAAGAAAGUAGCUUCUCACUCAUCUGAUACACCAAGAUAACAAGUGCAAAGCCAUUAUAUUCACCAUGGGGUGCAAGAUUGUCUUCGUUAUGGCGCUGCUGCUGCUCUCAUGUAGUUCCAUGAGCAGCGCGGCACGCCACCUGGAGGAGAUCGUGCCAAAGGAGAAUCAGCACCCGUCAUAUCCCACCGUGCCAAAGCCUGAAGUCCCGGCGCAUCCCGCCGUGCCCGAGCUGCCCAAGCCUGAAAUGCUGCACCCAGUUGUGCCCGAGGCGCCUAAGGAGCACCAGGUGCCGCACUCCGUCGUGCCGGAGGUGCCAAAGGAGCAUGAAGUGCCGCACCCCGUCGUUCCAGAGCUGCCGAAGCCCGAACUGCCGCCACACCUUACUGUGCCAGAGCUCCCCAAAGCUGAACUGCCACAUCCUGCCUCCUUACCCGAGGUGCCACACCCUGUCGUGCCGGAGGUGCCAAAGGAGCACGAAGUACCCCAUCUCGCCGUGCCGGAGCUGCCAAGGCCUGAAAUGCCACGCCCUGCCAUGCCGGAGGUGCCCAAGGAGCCCCAUGUGUCGCACCCCGUCGUGCCAGAGUUGCCCAAGCCAGAGGAGCCAAAGCAUGAACUGCCACCAUUCCCGAAAGCCGAGCUGCCACCCAAGCCUGAAUUCCACUUCCCGGAGCCGGAGGCCAAGCCAUGAUCGCACAUUCGAACUAGCUACACCUGUGAAGCGUAGCGCCGGUUCUGAGUUUUAAAAUAUGCAUGUAUGGGUGUUCAGCGCGUGUGUGAGGAUUGUGUAAGUUGUGUACUGUUCAUGUCGUUUGCCUGAGCUCUCUGGUUCGUUGGUGAGUGCUGGCUCUGUCAUUAGCAAGGAGCCAGCGGGGUGUACGUCCGAGUGGUGUUUUUCGUGCUCCAGCAGCUUUAUUCUUUUUACGUUUGUAUGCGGUGUUUAUGGCCGGUGUGUGCGCUGCACACGAGUGAUACAGCUUUGAGUAUUUUGACUGGAUUUAUAUAUACUACUACAUCACUGAGUUUUUCAGA